Mesorhabditis belari is the source of this 489-nucleotide messenger RNA. The record is from the annotation of a GenBank genome assembly. NCBI's taxonomy places the organism in Eukaryota, Metazoa, Nematoda, Chromadorea, Rhabditida, Rhabditidae.
AUGAGAUCUCUUGCCGUUUUGUCGGUUGUCGCCCUCGUCGGUCUCUCUGCUGCCACGAAGAAUCUUCCCGAAAAAUUCUACGGAAAAUUCUUGUGCGAGGAUGCCAAAAAUGAGAACUUCGACGAGUAUUUGACGGCAAAGGGAUACAGCUGGUUCACCCGAAAACUGAUCGUGUUCGCCAAAUUCGAGAAGGUUUUCGCAAGGAGCACCAAGCCUGGACACUUCAGCUUUGAGAAUCUCACUUCAAAGAAGGAUGUCUCCUACAAGGACGUUGAGAUUGGCAAACAAUUUGUUGGUGAGGGACUCGACUCGACCAAGCACGAGAUCACUUUCACUUUGGAGGGAGAUCAUGUCUUUGAGAAGCACCACCCACUUGAGGCAGGAGAGGCCAAGGAUGAGACCUAUGAGUACUACAUGGAGGGAGACUACCUCGUCAACAAGAUGGAAGCGGGCUCGAUCAUCGCCAAGCGUUACUACAAACGCACCGAA